This is a messenger RNA of Leptonychotes weddellii (Weddell seal), 2362 nucleotides long. RefSeq names its product secreted frizzled related protein 5 (gene SFRP5). NCBI's taxonomy places the organism in Eukaryota, Metazoa, Chordata, Mammalia, Carnivora, Phocidae. Gene Ontology annotation, molecular function: Wnt-protein binding. Gene Ontology annotation, biological process: canonical Wnt signaling pathway; non-canonical Wnt signaling pathway. The record is from RefSeq and is a predicted model, not a curated record.
AUGGAGAAGGCGAUCGGCGAGGAAAUGCCCAGGGAGCCGCUGCACGGGCGCGCGUACUCCAAGCCGCCGCAGUGCCUCGACAUCCCCGCCGACCUGCCGCUCUGCCACACCGUGGGCUACAAGCGCAUGCGGCUGCCCAACCUGCUGGAGCACGAGAGCCUGGCCGAGGUGAAGCAGCAGGCGAGCAGCUGGCUGCCGCUGCUGGCCAAGCGCUGCCACUCGGACACGCAGGUCUUCCUCUGCUCUCUCUUCGCGCCCGUCUGCCUCGACCGGCCCAUCUACCCGUGCCGCUCGCUAUGCGAGGCCGUGCGCGCCGGCUGCGCGCCGCUCAUGGAGGCCUACGGCUUCCCCUGGCCCGAGAUGCUGCACUGCCACAAGUUCCCUCUGGACAACGACCUCUGCAUCACUAUGCAGUUCGGACACCUGCCUGCCACCGCACCUCCAGUGACCAAGAUCUGUGCCCAGUGUGAGAUGGAGCACAGUGCCGACGGCCUCAUGGAGCAGAUGUGUUCCAGCGACUUCGUGGUUAAAAUGCGCAUCAAGGAGAUCAAGAUAGAGAAUGGGGACCGGAAGCUGAUUGGAGCCCAGAAAAAGAAGCAGCUACUCAAGCCAGGCCCCCUGAAGCGCAAGGACACCAAGAGGCUGGUGCUGCACAUGAAGAGCGGCGCCAGCUGCCCCUGCCCACAGCUGGACAGCCUGACCGGCAGCUUCCUGCUCAUGGGCCGCCAAGUGGACGGACAGCUGCUGCUUAUGGCCGUCUACCGCUGGGACAAGAAGAAUAAGGAGAUGAAGUUCGCGGUGAAAUUCAUGUUCUCCUACCCCUGCUCCCUCUACUACCCCUUCUUCUAUGGGGCCGCUGAACCCCACUGAAGUGCGCUCCUCCCUGCCCACUGCAGCCAGCUGUGCCUUGCCCUCUCCCCAUCCCUGGGGCACUCUCUCUUCCUGCCCACUUGGCCUCACCCCUACUCCCAGGCUGACUCAGCCCCUGCCUAAGUCGUUUCAUGCAGCGUCGUUACCAGCACAGGCCCUAAGGAAUGGGCAUGGAGCCUGAGGUGUCCAUAACUGGGGGGUUCUGGGGUCCCUGGGGACUUCCUCUCUUAGGAGCAAGGCUUUCUCAUUUGGGAAGGAACCCAGGGUUUUGGAAAGUAGGUGGAGGAGAGAGCAAGGGAAGUGUGGAGGGGCUCUGAGCAGCCUGAGGAGGCAGAUUCCCAAGCAGACCAUGGUGUCAGCUCCCCUCUGUUGGUGGUGAGGCCUUGCCUUGAAGAGGAAAAGUCUCAGUAUUAGGCUGAGCUAUUUGGGGGACAGUUCCCUACCCCCACUGCCCACUCAUGUCAUCGUAGUCCCCCAGAGGAGAGGCAUUAGGGUCACAGUGCCCUCCAGCCACAGUUCCCCACCUUCCCCAUCUCUUACCCUUUCCCUUCCUGCUAGACUGGAGAGAAGCCCAGCCCAGACCCCCUCCCAGAGGCUGCUUUUUGGGGUUCGGCCCUCAGCCUCCGCAUGUCCCUGUUACCCUGAUGGUAAGUUAUCACCACCGCUGCAAGGCCACAGGUACUAGAUCUGACGUAGGCAAGGUUUGGUUUCUAAUGUUUUUAAGUUUUUAAUUAAAUCAAAAAAACAACAGUUGGUUUCGACUAGGUUCUUUCUUUGUCAGCUGGUCCCCAAAGGUGGGCAGAGGGAGGUUCAGAAGGGACUUUUAGAAAGAGGCCCUUGUCCUAACCCACGGCCUGUCCACACAGACAUACUUGCAAUGCCCAUGUUCUUGUAGGAUCCCCUGAGAGCACAGGGUGAGGAUCACCCUUCUCAUCCCCAUCACCCAGUGAGGAAUGGAGACGACCGUCCCUUUGUUCCUGAAGAGGGAGAGAGACGCCGAGAUCCCCAGCCUUCUCCCACAGUCAGAAGGCUCCCACAGUCCUGCAGCAUGUCCCUGACACUGCAUGCUCCUCGGAUCCCAAGAAGCCUGGGCCACAGGGAACUACUCUGAAGAGCCAAGGGCCUAAACGUGUCAACUCCUACCCCUUUGGCACUCAGACCGCCCUGGGCACUGGUCCUGACCUGCAGGGAAGGAUGGGGUCGACCUGUGCCACAGGGGCCAGAGGAGCAGCACCCCCAGGAGCCGGUCAGAAACACAUACUAGGCCUACUAUAUCAGAAACCGCAUUUUAACACAUAGAACUUCAAAUCAUCUACAGAGCUUUUCCAAAAUAGGGGCCCCACUCUACACCAAUUAAAUUGGAAUCUCUGGAGGGGGCUCAGAAAUCUGAAUCUUCUAGAUGUUCCCUGGGGUGGUAUGCAGCCUGGGUUGAAAACCUCGAUCUAGGGGCACCUGGGUGGCUCAGUCGGUUAAGCAGCUGCCUUCUGCUCGG